AUGGAUCUCAUAACGUCGUGUUUUGGAGGAGGCCGUAUCAGGCUCCCGGAUGAGGAGGCACCGCUGCUGUCUCAUUACGACGAUGAUACUUCGUUGCAGAGACAGCUACACCAGAAAUUGCAUACCUACCAGAUGCUACGUGCCCUUUCCAAGGGAUACUUGCCAUCCAACGACCAAGCCAUCACCAACCUGAGGACCCUCCUCUCCUCCUCCAUCUUGAAUCCAGACAACUCGGCCCUCAGCGACUCGGGACGGGCACUCACCUUCUACUCCAAAAAAUGGAUUGCCCAACUCAUUCAGCUCUUGGAGCACAAGAACAGCAAGGACCAGAUCCAGGAUUUUAUGUGGUACCUCUCCAAGGCUCCAUACAAGAGCAUCCAAACAGUUGGAUCCCUGCUCUUGACCAACUCCGACUUUCGCCUCUUCCUCUCGGAUCUCGGUGUGGUUUCUCGCCAAGUGUUCCGUGACACUGCCUUUGCCCUCUCUGCCGCAUCGAAAGAGGCAGGCAAGCGCCUUGAGCCUUCCAAGGAAGAAAAAGAAUCCGUGGCGAAACCAGGGAAUGAUGCGACAACCGACAAACCGGCCCAACAGGACUUGCAGGAUCAGGCUGCUGAGGUCGGGGAGGUGCUUGGAGACGUUGCGACCACUGUGGCCCAGGAAGCCGAAAGUAGCAUCGUCGACAAGCUACAGGGCGACGAGACCGAUACUCUGCUAUACCGCCUGAAGCAAGCUGUUACCAAGCUUCGAGACCGCAGGGAUUACUCGGAUUCAGUAUCGACAUUCUCGCUCCUCCUAAAACGAUAUGCCAUGGUAUACUCGCGCAUCGCUCGCGAUACCCUAAACGCUGCCGACCAAGACAUUGACCGUAACCCAGAGACGGACAAAGCUCUAGAGAACUUCUGGCUCUUCAUAAAGUCCUUUGGCGAACAACAAGAAUGGGAGGAAUUGGAAAAGAGGUUCAAGCUGGUCAUAGACCAUGGUCACAGCGACCCCGAAUUCGAGAAGCUGAUCGGUGAGCUAGGCAAUGCUGCCCAGGAGAUGUUCACCGACCCAUCUUUCUUUGACCAUGCCGAGGAGCGCUUCCAGGACCUCCGAGACCAGUCCCAGCAGCUCGCUUCUCGCUCUUCCCUGCGUGAUGACAUUGAUGGCUUGUUGUCACAGUUGCAGUCCACCUUCCGGUCUGUUAUGCGUGAUCGUGAUAUCUCUGGCCUGCUCAAGACGUCAGCCACCAUUGGCAAGAUCUUGUCGCCGAAACACCACUACACCAACACAGACUUGGUGACAGACUCCAUUAACUUCUUUGUUCCAUUGCUCAUCCAAGCGAUCAACUACAUUCCUAUUCCCAGGUUGGAGAUCUCCACACCCGAGAUUGACCUUCUGCUCGAGAACCUGAUCCUCGAGCCUGGCAAGACCAUUAACCACACUUCGUUCUUCCCAUACAAGCUUCGUAUCGAGACCCUCAACGACAUCGAAAUCCGUAAGGCCAGAUUCCGUACCACAUCCGCCAUGAAAAGUCUAGUGAGAAUCAAGAUCAAUGGACUCUCGGUCCGCGCCGAGGAAAUGGGUUUCUGGAUGAAGGCACAUACCGGCUUACUGCGCUACGUCGAUGAAGGCAUUGCCUCCUUCGCAAUGGACGAACGGGGCAUGGAUCUCGAGAUCGACGUCGAGGUCGGCCGUGACAGGAUGGACAGCGUUCUCUCCCUCCGCAGCGUCCGAUGCGAAAUCCACAAACUCGACUUCACCAUGCGCCAGAGCAAGCUCAGCUGGUUGGCCUGGCUCUUCAAGCCCUUCAUGAAGCCCAUCAUCAAGAAGACCAUUGAGAUGCAAAUCGCCAUGGGCAUCGCCCAGUCCUUGCGGUUCGCCAACCGCGAGAUCCUCUUCGCCAGGGAGAGACUCCGCGCCACGCGCAUUGCGGAUCCGGAUGAUCUCAAGACGUUCUUCAAGGCUAUCUUGGCGAGGUUGACGCCUCCUGACGAUCCGGAUCUCAAUGUCCGUGUGGGUGUUAUGGAUCCCGGAAGAGGCGUGUUCGACGGGGUGUAUGCUCCGGGAAGUAUUGUCAAAUUGUGGAAUGAGGAGGCUACGCAGGCAUCGCAGAGGAUUCGGGAGAAUGAUCAGGAUGGAUGGAGAAAUAGCAUUUUUGAUGUUCAUGCUACUUUGAUGACUUGA
Sordaria macrospora k-hell is the source of this 2166-nucleotide messenger RNA. NCBI's taxonomy places the organism in Eukaryota, Fungi, Ascomycota, Sordariomycetes, Sordariales, Sordariaceae. The record is from RefSeq and is a predicted model, not a curated record.